Messenger RNA from Aspergillus luchuensis, 1164 nucleotides. RefSeq lists its product as uncharacterized. The transcript has a single exon. Lineage: Eukaryota; Fungi; Ascomycota; Eurotiomycetes; Eurotiales; Aspergillaceae. The record is from RefSeq and is a predicted model, not a curated record. The coding region runs from base 1 to 1164 and encodes 387 amino acids.
AUGGAACCACACAAUCCAACCAUGAACCAAACAUUGGCACAGCCCAUGAAUCAAACUAUGAACAACAAUCACCAAGUUCAAACCCCAACCCAUCCUCAAAUCCAGCCUCAGAUCCAACCUCAAACCCAUCCUCAAACUCAUCCUCAAACCCAUCCUCAAGUCCAGCCUCAAGUCCAGCCUCAAAUCCGACCUCAAAUCCAACCUCAAAUCCAACCUCAAAUCCAACCUCAAAUCCAACCUCAAAUCCAAUCUCAAAUCCAACCCGGACCCGACUUCCUCUUCAUCCCCUACCCACCCCAAGCCCAAUCACAAGACCAGCACCACCAAACCGAAAUCCUCUUGCACAUCGACGCCGCCAACAACCAGCCAAUCUGCAUCCUAUCCAACAACUCCCAACCGACAACAACCACAAUCGACCCCGCCAUCAUAAUCACCAACCCAACCUCCUACAUCUUCGCCUUCCGCAACCCCCACUCCCUCUACCACGCCUUCGCCAACCCAACCAUCUACACCCUCCUGACCCGACACGCGCACUACAUCCGACUCUACCUCCUCCACGACCUGCAAAUCGGCUACCUCCCAUGCUCCCCGCACCCACUGCCCUUCUCAUCCCAGAACCGGGACAGCCUGUUCUUCUUCGACUGCGCCACCGACCCCAACAUGCACUACAGCACCCCGCCCCGCCUCCCCUGCAUGCCCAGCUCCACACACCCCGUGAUGCUCAACAACGAUUGCAAUAAUAUCUGCGCGAUCUCGUGGCCGGGCUUUGAUAAGCUCAUGGGUGGUUGGCGCUUCGCGUGCAGGGCUAUUCCCCGCGGCCAUGAUGUCUGGUAUAUGGUCUUUAAUCUGGCGUCGAGGGGUGGGUGGGUGCCCCUGGGCGUGGGCAGAUCGUUGCAGUUGCUUAGUACGGCGGUUUGUGUGAAGGAGAGGGUUAAGGGGAGGUUUCGGUGCGUGGUGGAUGGGUGUGCUAGGGGGGUGGUGGAGAGGUUUGAUGGGUUUUUGGCGGCGAAUGUGGCGACUUUGGGGUGGGCGGUUGUGGGGGAUGAGGAGAUGGUGGAGGUUAAGGUUGAGGAGAGGGAAGGUGUGGAGGGUGUCAAAGGUGAUGGUGGUGGUGGUGGAGGAGUGAUUGUUCAUGCUGGUGAGUGCAUGGUGAUUGAUGAUUGA